Messenger RNA from Bacidia gigantensis, 1782 nucleotides. RefSeq lists its product as uncharacterized. Lineage: Eukaryota; Fungi; Ascomycota; Lecanoromycetes; Lecanorales; Ramalinaceae. Bases 1 to 1782 code for a protein of 593 amino acids. The record is from RefSeq and is a predicted model, not a curated record. The transcript has a single exon.
AUGUUUUUACUCCAUACUACCGAGUUCAAGUUGCAUGAAUUUAUUGGAAGCGACAUCCCCAAAUAUGCAAUACUCUCACAUACAUGGGGAGAUGACGAGGUUCUGUACAGGGACAUAUGGAAGUCACAGCUUCCAUUCAAUGAGUCGGCUGGUGUCAAGAAGAUUCGCGGUGCUUGCGCGCAGGCACAGCGGGACGAUUGGCAAUACAUCUGGAUCGAUACAUGUUGUAUCAACAAAGAGAGCAGCGCAGAACUCUCAGAGGCCAUCAACUCAAUGUAUGCAUGGUACAAGGCCGCGGAGGUUUGCUAUGUCUACUUAGCCGAUGUACCAACGGUGGAAUUCGCAGACAGCCGAUGGUUCACCCGGGGUUGGACUUUGCAGGAGCUCCUUGCCCCAAGUCGGUUGAAUUUUUAUGCCUCUGAUUGGAGCUUUAUAGGCUCACCAGGAUCUUCAUCAGUGUAUGAGAAUAAUUCCAUGACGCAGAUCUCUGUGGCUACUGGCAUUUCGGGUUUCCUACUAGCAAGUCAUCAAAAGGCAAGUAUCGCCCAGAAGAUGUCGUGGAUGGCAAACAGAGAGACCAAGAGGGGCGAAGAUAUGGUCUAUUGCUUGCUGGGUCUCUUUGGUGUCAACAUGCCCCUACUCUACGGCGAAGGAGAGAAGAAAGCCUUCCAGAGAUUGCAAUUAGAGAUCAUUAAUAAAUUAUCGACUGAUCAAUCCAUAUUUGCUUGGACAAACCCAAACAUCUGGAGUAGUGGAUUACUAGCUCAAUCUCUUCGUGAUUUUGCAGGCUCAUCAUCCAUCCGCAACGUUAGUUUCCAGCUCCAACCAAUCUCUUCAACCAAUCUAGGCCUCGAGACAGAAAUCCCUAUCGACCAGUCCCUCCGCAAAUUCAAAGUGCCUCACGAUCGUCAGGGUCAUUUCGAAGUACCCUUAAAUUGUAUGGACUCUAGAUUUCAGCCUGUUUACUUGCGAUUCAAGUUCGUUCCUCAUGUUGAUCUUCACCUUGAACAAUCGUCAAUUAAGGUACAAAGGGUGGAAUUGGAAAGCCAUCAUUGCAGGCAUAUCAAUCUCGAAGACAACAAUAAUUCGAAAAGUCAGCGGGUCUGUUUCAUUAACAAUCAAGCUGCUAAACCCCUCUGGUAUGAAACCUCGCACUUUACGACCUGCUGGUACUUACCUCGUACAACGACACUCAACCCUAGCCCUCCAACUGUAUUUCUCAAGCUUGGCAAACAUACCUCUCGACUGUUGACUGUCACAGAAGACAUGAGCCAUCUGCGGCAACGGUGGAGAGACAUUUCCUGGAAUCCUGAAGGAAAGCAAGUCUGUGGUCUCAUCAUCAGCCAAAAGCGGGACCAGACACCCUUCUUGUACGACCCCGUCGGAGAUCUGUGGAAUCCGAUGCUUCUUUCCUGGCGACUUGAUCCGCAAGGUAGGGAGCUCCUGGAAAUAUGCAAAAUGCCAAAUCAUUCUCAAGAUAUUCUCAACAAUGAUCGACUUGCUCGGAAAGAUUUCUAUUGGCCUUUGGACCGGUCUCUGUCAGCCGUCUUUCGGAAGGAUUUUCUUCGAGGUAAGGACUAUUACAAAAAGUUUUUGAGACCUGGCGAGACAUUUUCGCAAGACUAUCCAAGAUCCAAUUGGGGUUCUGCCAGAGAUACAAUAUGGAUCCAGUUCCUGGAAUCUAGUCGUGAUGCUGAUUGCCAUCAAUGGACAAUAGUGAUUGACAUCAAGGCUUCAGAUAGUCCGUCACUAGAUAGACUGGUUGAUUUCGACCAUCUGUGA